Molecule: messenger RNA, 2390 nt
Organism: Cryptotermes secundus
Lineage: Eukaryota; Metazoa; Arthropoda; Insecta; Blattodea; Kalotermitidae
Exons: 2
Coding region: 359-1045 (228 amino acids)
Source: RefSeq, a predicted model, not a curated record
CCAAACGCAGACCACAGGUUUGUCCAUUCCGGCCUGAGAAGUUGCAUGAACUUGCACUUUGAAACAUUGUUGCUUACAUUCUAAUGAGAAGUGCACUGUUGAGUGUAUGUGUUUAGUUAUGUAUGUAGGGGAAAAUAACGUCAACAGUUUAGUGUUUUUACAUUAGAAAGCGAAGAGGAUUUCAUUUAAGACAUUCAUGUUUCUGCAUCGAUUUCGCGUCAUAGUUACAUGACAGAAGAGACACGCAUCUGCUUCAAAUGCUGUCCAACUUCUGACAUCUGAAUUCAGCACACUUAUCCAACAACAGCGGAAACAGGAGGGACCAUAACCGGAAGGGCACUGAAGGCACACCGCGAAAAUGUUAACCAGAUUGUCGGGUCUUGUGCCGCUGACAGUUCUGAUCUUCACGCUGAUAAUCAGCAGCUCAUCAGCACCACCAAACAGUGCGAACCACGAACUGCUAACACGGCUUGGAAUGUCUCGCAGAAGAAUGGCUCUGAAUCACCACAAGAAACGCGUCGCUAGUGAAUCCAGACAUCACGGCGUCAACAGUGAUGACUCACACAUGUUCAUCAUCAAACUGCCACCAAACCCAUACUAUUACUCUCAUAUGAAACCAGUGAAAGUAUCGACUAAUUUCAAUGCAGUUAAUAAACUUCCAGUCAGCUUUAGGGCUAACGGAAAACCUGCGAAAGUGUAUCACUGGAAUAUCCCAGUUUUGAAAAAUAUGGCAAAAAAUGGGAGACGUAAGUCAUCUGAUGCAAGACUUAAGGUGCAGGAUAGCAAGAUAUAUACGAUACAGAAGGCUUCUUCAUGGCCUCAGAGCGUGGGAAACGAAGAGCACGAAAAAUCUAAACCGAUGAAACACCACAGGAAAUCUAAUCACAUAGAGAAACCAUCUGUUUCUUAUUAUGCUCCUGUCAACCAACGGAAAACCGUGAUUCAGAAACACUUUUCUGGAAACGGUAAACCUCAGUCCUUCUACGUGAUUGAGAAGAGCAAGAACCCAGCUUAUUAUCAAAGGCUGUUAACCCUGAACAACUGAUUUCUGCAUUACACUUGAUUUGUUAGCCUUCAAGCAUAGUUUCUUUCAAGAAGGCAUAUUUCAUACAUUUUAGUAACAUGGACAGUUUUACAACUCUUCAUAUAUAGACAAUGCAUAAAUAUGAACAUGUGCGUGUUGUUUUAAUGAAUUAUGGUUUCGUGCAAUUUUUAAGGCGUGUCACAAAGAUUCACAUAUUUCUAAAGACUAUUAAGAUAAAUAUCUUAAUUUUUAAGCUCUGAGCCCUGAGUGUUAAAACAAGGAUUCGUUCAUCAAAUACCUCUGGUUAGGAAACCAAUGUGCUCUUAAUCGGCCGUGGAUUACAUCAUCAUGUUAGGUUUGGAGCUUCUGUAAUUUUGUGGCUGAGAAUUCCUUGUCAAAUAGUGUGUCUAUCGCUCUCAUAUAUAUUCUUCGGUAAGCUCGGCUUGCAGUGAAGCUUAAGGAAAUAUGAAGAGCAGAUUGGAACUUGUUUUGGUUUCUCAGUUUGGGCUCAGACUUUUCUGCUUUCUGUCUAAUUUCAAGCUUAUCAGUAUUUAAGUGAGUGAUGGGGCUGCCCUCUGAACCUCAAAUACACAAUUACAAGUGCCUCAGGCCAAAAUCUGCUUUGUAAUCCGUAGUAGAGAUAACGCCUGUCCUGUCCGACAACAGGAAUCUUCGGCGAACCAUAUCUUCUUUGGAGUUAAUGCUCAAGUGUACAGUGCAGUGUAAUAAUCAGUAAACCUGCUAGUGGCUCACAUUAUCAUAUUUUCAUACUAUGAAUUGCAGGAGUGUUAAGUGGAGCUAUGCAAUCAUGUAAUUUUGUAUGAUGAUAAGUUAUAAUGAGUUUUUAUUUAAAAAAUCUACUACAAUACUUAGAAAGGAGUAGAGAAGCUUAAAAAACAUUCUUUCAUUAAAAAUGUAAGUCAAGAAAAUACGAUGUACUUAAACCAGAAGAUUAUAGUGUUUUGGGAUGUGGUGCCAUGUUGUUUUAUAGAUAAGUCCCGAUGUUUCAGAGGAACGUCAGUAUAUAUUGAGCAAGCUGCAUCGCAUCACGUGCCAGAAGACAUAAAUCUUCGUGAUCACUGCCACGUGAAUUUCAUCUCAUUUAUUUAAGUCUAACUUUUCAUUCAGUGGUCCUGCCGUAUGUUAGAUUUGUUUGGAACAAUUUCAUCUAAAAUUAUUAAUUCAUACAUCGACGGAAAAUUUAUCACUUUAUUCUAAACGCUGAAGACAUGUGUUCGGUAUUCAAGAGAAUUUUAUAAAUACCAAUAAUUUCUCACAGUGUGUUUUAGAUGGAUGAUAAUGCUUUAUUUUAUAUUAAUUCUUGUGUAAGGAAACAGCGACCGCAUCUGUGGUCUAGUGGUCAGAG